CGCCGCCGCGAGCGCAGUGCCACGUUCGCGUCAAACGCAAAGUGACGUUUCAAUUUGACAGCUCCGGCUGUCUGUCACGCGCCCGGCGUCUACACGACGAAAAAAAAAAGAAAACAAGUGUCGUCCGUCGUGUCGAGCGGCAAAGGAUCCAUGCUAAUGAGCCCCCGUAUCGAUUAAUAUUAAUGACAUUCGAAACUCGCGUCAAACAGUCGACCGCGUCUCGAAUUCGAAUCGGUCGCGGACAUUAGUGGAGGCAUUUAAAUCGCGCGCCACACGGAACCGGGGACCCGCAUUGUGUUCUUCGUCCCAACGAUGAACAAACACCGUCACGGCUGAUAGAGACGCGUCGCGGGUGGCUCGCUGCGUGACAAGUGGAACACGAGAAUGGCCUUCGAGGACCGCUGCAGCCCUAGCCAGGCUAACAGUCCGGGACCGGUGACGGGGCGAGUCCCGGCGCCGCACGCCGAGACCCUUGCAUACAGCCCGCAGAGCCAGUACACUUGCACCACAAUAGAAUCGAAGUACGAACGAGGCUCUCCGAACAUGACAAUUGUGAAGGUGCAGCCGGACUCCCCGCCUCCCAGCCCGGGACGCGGUCAGAACGAGAUGGAAUACCAGGACUACUACCGCCCUGAAACGCCCGACGUAAAGCCUCAUUUCAGCCGGGAGGAGCAGAGGUUUGAACUGGACAGAUCGAGGGGGCAGCGGCUGCAACCCACCAUGCCGGUCGCCUUCUCCAUAAACAACAUCCUGCACCCUGAGUUCGGCUUGAACGCCAUCAGGAAAACGAACAAAAUCGAAGGUCCCAAGCCCAUCGGACCAAAUCACAGUAUCCUGUACAAGCCUUACGAUUUAUCCAAACCGGACUUAUCGAAAUACGGCUUUGAUUAUUUGAAGAGUAAGGAAACGAGUGAUUGCAACGCUUUGCCGCCUUUAGGAGGGUUGAGGGAGACGGUAUCGCAGAUCGGCGAACGCUUGUCCAGAGACAGGGAGCCUCCGAAGAGUCUGGAGCAGCAGAAGAGGCCCGACUCCGCGAGUUCCAUCGUCUCGUCGACGUCGAGCGGCGCGGUUUCCACCUGCGGAAGCUCGGACGCGAGCUCCAUCCAGUCCCAGAGCAACCCUGGCCAGCUGUGGCCAGCCUGGGUAUACUGCACCAGAUACAGCGACCGACCUAGUUCCGGUCCCAGAAGCAGAAGGGUUAAAAAGAAAGCAGCGCCUGAAGAGAAGAGACCACGGACCGCUUUCAGCGGGGCACAACUCGCGAGAUUGAAGCAUGAGUUCGCCGAGAACCGGUAUCUGACUGAGCGGCGGCGGCAGAGCCUCGCGGCGGAGCUGGGCCUCGCCGAGGCGCAGAUCAAGAUCUGGUUCCAGAACAAACGGGCCAAGAUAAAGAAGGCGUCGGGCCAGAGGAACCCGCUGGCGCUGCAGCUCAUGGCCCAGGGUCUCUACAACCACAGCACCGUCACGGAGAGCGACGAGGAAGAGGAGAUCAAUGUUACGUAAAGGCGAUGGUGCGAUUGUUUUGGUGACGUCACGAUAACGGUUUUCGUGAAAUUUCAAAUUUGGAACUUUCUCGUCUCUAUUGUGUUUACUUUCUCGAAUUUCAAACGAAGGAAUACGUUAGGACGCGUUACCUAACCGGUACACACGGGGACCGUAAUGCGAGGGAAUUGGAUAUGUUUUUCGGUGGCAAAUUUUUGGCGGAUAUGUCAUAGAGGUUUUGCCUGAAUUACGUAAGUUUGUUUUCGGGUUUAGCUACUUCCAAAUGUUGCCAUAUGAAAAUACAUAAUUUUACGGUAAAUUUCAGACAAGACCGCAAUGUUUAAUAUUAUUAUUACUUAUGUAACGUAGCCGCAUUGAGUCUUACUGAUUAAUUAAAAAAACAAUAGAUUAUAAAUAAAUAAAUAAAACAAAAAUGUUCCUAAUAAUGUAAAUAUAUUUAUUUGUAUUUAAAUAAUGGCAAUAGUCAAGUAAUUGUUAAAAAAAAACAUAUAUUAUAGUAUUAGCAGUUUAUAGAUGUUAUAGUAAUUUUAGGAAUACGGUAUUAACACUUGUUGUAUUGGCAAAAAAAUACGGACUCAUUUUGUUUUGACACAAGUCAAAAUUGACAGCUGUCAGUUGUGACAUUUAAACCGGAGCCCACACUAAUUACAAACUGGACAAAGUCAUCGAUAUAAAAUCGAAUCGUUUGGAAUCACUCAAGUCUAUGGAGUAGUUUCCGUGCUGUCCCACGGAGACCUCAAAAGAAUUGUUCAAGAUGGUCUCUUCUUUUUCUGUAAUCGUCACCUCAUCUUCCACCAGAUCAGACUUCUUUGUACUGCUGACUACAUCCAAAAAUAGUUUUUUUUAAAUACGACUCUGACGUAUAAAGUCCGGUCCACGGCAUUUUCUUUGGUGCUACCACCAGACCUUCGUCAAAUGAGAAGAGUCUUCAGCAGUUGACAAUGCUUCAUCAUAUUCCUCUCAGUUUCCUCGGUAAAAGUACCCGAAAAUACAAUCAAAUAUCUAAGGGUAGCGAAACGAAUGAAUAGUAACGAAAAGCUUAAAAAUUAUAACAAAAAUACAUUAAAUGAAGUAAACAAAUAAUGUUAUUGGAAAUAAAAAAAAAAAGCAUCUUUGAUAUUAUAUUUGAGCAUAUUUAUAAUAGUGUAUUGGUCAUAAGUUUACGCAUUUUCGUUUACAUUUCAUAAUUUAUUUAAUAUUUCUUUUGGAAUCUUACGAAAAAAACUACUGAACUGAUUUUAAUUAAUUGAAUCAUUGAGCUCGAAGGUUCAUACUGUCGUUGUAACGAAGAAAAAUAAUGUUGGUGAAUUACUGGAAUAAAACGUUAUUAUAAUUAAUAAGGAUAUUUUUAAUUAAAUGAUGCGAUAUCAUAACCAAACAGAUAAACUAUUAGUUUAGCUCCUAAAAUAAUGUUAGUAAAAGUAGCAAUGAAUGUGUUAGAAAGCGUCGUGCUCUAACCGGUAAAACGUAACGUUUUAAAUCGAUUUAAACUAAAUGAAAAUAAAUAUAGUUUUAUAACGAAAAAGCACGUUUUGAUUACUGCCGAACUAAUCUGUUUUUUUAGUCUGACGAUCUUGAUUAGGAAAUUGUCGAAGCAACAACAAAAAAACAUUGCAAUUAUUCCUCGAUCCAUGUGCUAAUUUUUAAGUUAAUCGGACGUUUUUUUUUUGUGAAAUCAAAUACUAUAUAGACUGAUAGAGUUCGUGCUAAUGAAAGCAUGCUAAAAACGCGUUUUUGCGAUAAUGUUCAAAGCGAAGGGACUUUAUGACAUAUCGUCGUUGUCAAACCAAAAUCUGCUAUGUGCACUUUUUGACCUUUUCGUAUAGUUCACAACCCUAUCUACCGUAUAAAAA
Bombyx mandarina (wild silkworm) is the source of this 3356-nucleotide messenger RNA. Its product is annotated as segmentation polarity homeobox protein engrailed. NCBI's taxonomy places the organism in Eukaryota, Metazoa, Arthropoda, Insecta, Lepidoptera, Bombycidae. The record is from RefSeq and is a predicted model, not a curated record. Gene Ontology annotation, biological process: regulation of transcription by RNA polymerase II; neuron differentiation; multicellular organism development. Gene Ontology annotation, cellular component: nucleus. Gene Ontology annotation, molecular function: DNA-binding transcription factor activity, RNA polymerase II-specific; RNA polymerase II cis-regulatory region sequence-specific DNA binding.